This is a messenger RNA of Penicillium hordei, 999 nucleotides long. Its product is annotated as Mrp/NBP35 family ATP-binding protein. Bases 1 to 999 code for a protein of 332 amino acids. NCBI's taxonomy places the organism in Eukaryota, Fungi, Ascomycota, Eurotiomycetes, Eurotiales, Aspergillaceae. The record is from RefSeq and is a predicted model, not a curated record. Gene Ontology annotation, molecular function: ATP-dependent FeS chaperone activity; ATP binding; 4 iron, 4 sulfur cluster binding. Gene Ontology annotation, biological process: iron-sulfur cluster assembly; mitochondrial respiratory chain complex I assembly. Gene Ontology annotation, cellular component: mitochondrion. The transcript is spliced from 4 exons.
AUGUUGGGUUCUCAAUCUGGCACCAUUUCCAGGGGCACAAGACUUUUUUCCACCUGUCGAGCUCUUCAGCAUGACAAUCCUUUGGGACUUCCACGCUCUGGUACCCCGCCAACUUUCCGUUCACGCCGAGGGCUUCCCGAAAAGCGCAAGAUUCGAGAUGUCAAGAAAGUUGUUGCGGUCUCUUCAGCAAAAGGAGGAGUUGGAAAGUCUACAAUAGCAGUCAACCUCGCACUAUCAUUUGCACGCCGUGGUAUCAAGACUGGAAUUCUUGACACUGAUAUCUUCGGUCCCUCCAUCCCUACCCUCCUAAAUCUCUCUGGCGAACCUCGCCUUGAUGAAAAAAACUGCCUCGUCCCUCUAACAAACUAUGGCCUCAAAUCGAUGUCAAUGGGCUAUCUCCUCCCUCAAACACAAGCCGAUAGCACAACAGGCGAACUACCUAUGGACACAACACCAAUCUCAUGGCGCGGACUAAUGGUAACAAAAGCCAUGCACCAGCUCCUCCACUCAGUAUCAUGGGGUCCAUUGGACGUCCUAAUCCUCGACCUACCCCCCGGAACCGGCGAUGUUCAACUUACAAUUAACCAAGAAGUCAUCAUCGACGGGGCAGUGAUCGUAUCGACGCCCCAGGACAUUGCCCUCCGCGACGCCGUGCGCGGCAUUGGGAUGUUCCAGCGAAUGGAAGUUCCAGUGCUCGGAAUGGUGCGCAACAUGGCAUAUUUCGCGUGUCCACAGUGCGGGACUCAGACUCGCAUAUUCUCGCACGGCGAUAGUCACCACCACGCGCACGGUGAGAACCACGGUGUCGUGGCUGAGUGCAAGCGGCUCGGAGUGGACUUCCUUGGUGAUAUCCCUCUUGAUGCUCGGGUGUGCGAAGAUGCUGAUCGUGGAAUGCCGACUGUUGUUGCGGAGGAGAGUAUUGAGCGCAGCGCAAGGCGGGAUGCUUUCCUUGGUGUCGCUGAGCAGGUGGCUCGAAAGAUUGGUCUUGAUUGGCACUGA